GGGGAAGAAGAGGACGAAGAUGAAACCGGAAAAGAUGAAGCUGCUGAUGAUGAAGAUGAUUGUUUCUUUGUUCCUCAUGGCUACCUUUCAGAUGACGAGGGUGUUGAGGAGGCGGAAAUUGAUCCUCUUUCUGAAGGUGGCUUCGCAUCAGAAGCACUCGAAAUGAAGAAGUUACGCCAACGCUUAUCAUUAGUUGAGUAUGAAGCGGCUCAUAAACGUGGCCUUCAGAAACUACGCUCCGUUUGUAUCGGCCCUGUCUGGCUAGCUGAUCCUCCGGUUGUGAAUGUUGAGGAUCUGACCAAUCAUUUACAGGCAGACCCGACGGCACCCGCAUCUGCUGCUGAAGCGACGAGUUACUUAGACUUUAAAAUAGACGUAGAGGAGAAUAAAGAAAAUGUCGAG
This is a messenger RNA of Protopolystoma xenopodis, 402 nucleotides long. Lineage: Eukaryota; Metazoa; Platyhelminthes; Monogenea; Polystomatidea; Polystomatidae. The record is from the annotation of a GenBank genome assembly.